This is a messenger RNA of Meira miltonrushii, 2937 nucleotides long. RefSeq lists its product as uncharacterized. The record is from RefSeq and is a predicted model, not a curated record. Gene Ontology annotation, molecular function: zinc ion binding; DNA-binding transcription factor activity, RNA polymerase II-specific. The transcript has a single exon. The coding region runs from base 36 to 2738 and encodes 900 amino acids. Gene Ontology annotation, biological process: regulation of DNA-templated transcription. Lineage: Eukaryota; Fungi; Basidiomycota; Exobasidiomycetes; Exobasidiales; Brachybasidiaceae.
UCAAAAGUCGAGGAAGAUAUGCCUGUCGAACAAAAAUGUCUACAAUUCGACCCAAUGGAAGUUCUUUAAGAAAUCAUAGCAAUGCGUUGAGAAGGUUGCUAUCUUCUCCGUAUGCCCGUUUACCAAAGAGUUGUAUAGAAUGUAGAAGGCGAAAAAAAUCAUGCGAAGGAGGUGUGCCAGGUUGCGAUAACUGUCAAAAGAGAGGUACGGUGCAUUUAUGCAGAUAUGGCGAUGAAAGGGAUGAAAUGCAGCCUGAAAAUGUAGCGGAACAGACCAACGGAGAGGACCAAUCAAUGAUACACGAGUCUACUCCCUACAAACGCUCACCAAUGCAAGACACUUCACGACUGGAGAGACUCAGCAAUGCAGCAAUAGAAGGUGGGAGGUUGGAACAAAAUCCAACGGUCGAUAGAACGAAUGAGGGAGAUCGUGCAAUGCAGUUCAACGAUCCAGUCGAGCCAAACGUAGUACAUCAUAAUAGGGAUUGCCUGCCAAAAUGGAGAUCUCAUCUUGUGGCAUCUAGGUCAAAAUUGCCAACAAAAUGGCAAGCCGACCAACUUAUCACACUUCAUCGGCAAUAUCUUUCAUUCGGAGGUUUGAUGAUGCUGGAUGAUGAGAAUCUAACUGAAAAUGUAUACUUCAACUUUCAGCAGCCGGGCGGCGCACAAACAGUGGAAGACGAAGAAGAAUUUUCGAUGAACGUCAACGAUGCUGAUGCAUCAUCUAUAGCUCUCGUUUUGGUCAUCUGUGCUUCUGCUUUAAGCAUGCUUCCUGUCUCGCUCACGUUCCCGAUCACGAUCGGAUCAACACUGAACACAAACCACAAUGAGAGAAUUGCCGAUGUUUGGACGCAGCUUGCUGUGGAAUAUUUCGAUCAAGGCGAUCUGUAUAGAAUACCAAAAUUCGAAUCGUUUGAGGCUUUGGUCCUAUACGAGUAUAAUCUGCUCAAUGUUGGUAAUCGGUACAGUAUGAUCCAUCGUUUGGAUAUCGCCGUUCGUAUCGGUCGUAUCCUAGGUUUAGACAGGCUUGGCUCGGCAGAUGACGAUCAAACACGAUGGGAUAAGCUCGACAGAGAUAAGCAUGCUUCUCCAACAUCUUCCUCACAGCACGCUAGCGAUGUUCAAAGGCAUGAUCGAACAACAAACAAGCUCGUUUCCACUGUACCUCUCAAUACAUUCGCCUCCGGUGAUUGGGCGUCAAGAACGUUUGCUGCUAGAGAUCAUCAUAAACGCGAAUGCGGCAGAAGUUUAUGGAAUUUGUUGGCUUUUAGAGAUUGGAAUUCGGGUCCACAAGCAGGAGGGACGUAUAAUAUCAAUCCUAGUACAUUCACUACCCAAUGGCCUCAAGUCAGGCUAGUACGUACUUGGAAGCAUAGCCAUCUUUCAUGCCCUCAUAGACAGUCAGGCAACAAUGGCACAAGUGACGUAGAAGAAAGUGAUCCAUGGCCUUAUCUUGGCAAUGCAUCCGAGAUUUUUCGUAGAUUUAUCGAUUUGAGUGGAGAAGCAGCGGCAUAUAACGAAGAUAUGCAUUAUGAUGAUAUGUUAAAGUUGGACAAAAUGUUGAUGGAUCUUUUGGAUAGAAGACCUGAAUGGAUUCGACCGGAGACGGGAGCAUCUCGUUGGCGAUUUGGAAUUCAGACAACUUCAGGCAAAGACGAGUGCAAGGAAGAGAUUGAGAUCAGAUGGAAGUAUAUCCCUACUUUCAAAAGCCAUAUGGAUCAAUGUUGUUCAUUGAUGAAUUUGCUUUCGAGUACAUUAUGGCAUAAACUCUUUAUCAUCCAUCGUCCAUUCUUAUCGCGAAGCUUGAGUCAGCCUGAUGUGUACGGUCUCACACAACACAGAACGAUUUAUGGCGCCCUAUUACUGCUCGAGUGUUCUAAUCAGUACACCGAAGAGUCGAAUACCACAGUACUACUUUUCCGACUUCAACAUGCUGCCAUUGCCUUGAUUUCGAUGUUACUACUCCAGGGCGCGAUGUUUCCAAAUGCAAGAAGACGUGAAGCAGCAUCUAGGACCACAUUGGCCGUUAAUGGCGAAACGGGAUCAAAUGUGGCACCAUCCUCUCUCAGCUUUGAUUCUUUACGUAUUCACAAGGGUCUCUCUUUUGCAAUUCAGGCGCUCAAGAGUCAUGGGCAGAGAUCUGCAAUUCAUCGAGAGGGAGUGGUCGCAUCAGGUGGAGUCUUUCAUGGCCUUGGCGAUGCUCUAGAACAGCUCUUAAAUACUGCUGGAAGAUUAGAAUGGCGACAAAGACGUGCAAGUACGAGAAAGUCAAACGUAAACACUACAUCUCAACACGGUCAAGCCGAGUCUUUUACGUUACCUUCGGAUGCUUCGCUAUUGCAUUCUCGAUCAGACCCACCAGUAGGUACAAAUCCAACCUUAUCCAACCCCAUUCCUGUCAACGGGCUACAGUCAAUCGGCAUGACUAGCCCUGCAACAAACUUUAGUGGCACUGUGAGUCAUACUCCCAGCACAAACGAACUGAUGCAGAACCAGAGCAUCUCCCAAUUAGAUCAAGAUUUGUUCCGAUUGCUUGGCGGUCAAGUGCCUUUACAGACUGGAGGGAAUAAUGGAGAGUACAACAUGCAAUUGCUCAACGCUCAUGAACCACCAACAAAGUCAAAUAUUGCUCCUACACAAUUACCUUUGAAUGAUGGUAUCCUUCCCGAAAGACCACCUUGGGUUCAAGAGGAUUUAUGGCAGAGUAUUUUUGACACAUUAAACAAUUGGAACGUUUAAUACAUUUGUAUUUGUACAUCUUCAGGUCAUUCAUUUAGAGUGAUCACUGUAUCUAUAUUGCUUCGAAUUCUAUUACGCUUGGACAAAACGAGAUUUGGUUCUUAGCCAGGGACCAUAUUGAUACAAUGCGAACGGAACAGGAAUCUGGUAGAGUGGAGAGAGUGUGUGAACAUGUCAGCGAUUGCCUGUAAUUAAUGAA